This is a messenger RNA of Homalodisca vitripennis (glassy-winged sharpshooter), 1782 nucleotides long. It is a transcript of the gene Ets97D, whose product is annotated as DNA-binding protein Ets97D. Gene Ontology annotation, cellular component: nucleus. Gene Ontology annotation, molecular function: DNA-binding transcription factor activity, RNA polymerase II-specific; sequence-specific DNA binding. NCBI's taxonomy places the organism in Eukaryota, Metazoa, Arthropoda, Insecta, Hemiptera, Cicadellidae. Bases 159 to 1739 code for a protein of 526 amino acids. Gene Ontology annotation, biological process: regulation of transcription by RNA polymerase II; cell differentiation. The record is from RefSeq and is a predicted model, not a curated record. The transcript has 11 exons.
GGUGGAUGCGGAAACGUUCGUCUUACACAUUCUUCCAUUUACCAGCGGGAUGAGUUAAGAACGACUUGUCAAGUUUGUAUAGUUUCUUACUUCAUUUCAUAUAAGAGUUUGAGACAACAUCAAAUAUUCAUAAUCUUUACAACUUAAUUUUUACAAUAAUGGAUAGCUCUGAAAUGGAAAGUGAUGCGCAAAUUCUUGGAUUGAGUGAAGAUGAACAUGGAAACCAAAACAUCUCAUAUGAAGUUGACCCUGUUCUUGGAACAAAAAGAUUGCAUCUUGACAGUGAGUCAUCUGUGGAUAUUGAAGUAGGCAACUUUGGUGGAUUUAUGAUGGACAAGAGGAUUAAGUUGGAAAAUAACUCUGAGGACGAAAAUGAAGGCACUUCUGGGUUGAUGCGGACUGGCUGUGAGGAUUUGGGAGAUGACCCUGGAAUUAUGCUUGGAUCUACACCUCCUGAAGUAAUGGCUUCAAGUUCGUCAGAUUUGGUGUUUAACAACGAAACUGAAAACUCAGACGACGAUGCUUGUAUUCUUAUCCAUCACAUGGACAUCAAAGAGCCUCUGGCCAACUUGAAGAAAGCUCUGGAAGAAACUCACAGCAUUAAUUUGGAUGGAUAUGAGUUCUACCUCCAAGACACUACCUUGCUGGAAAACCACAAGAACCUGGUGGAGCAAUGCGUGCAAGGCUGUGGCACGGUGCAGGUCAACUUGGAGCUCAAGGUGGCAGAAGACGGCACUAAGAAGAUAAACAUCAUCGAUGUCCUCAAACCUUCCGACUCGUAUCUGUUGGCUACAGGGAACCCAGCCUUCAGCCCUGAUGUGCCAGAGGAGACAAACCAAACUCCAAUGUCUGAAGAAGAGGGGCCUUCCGACAAGAACCUCAUCCGCUGGGUAGUUGACAACAACUUCAAGGCCAGCCAACAAAGACUGAAGAUCCCUGAAGAUCCAAUGAAGUGGGAUGUACCACAUGUGCGACACUGGUUGCUCUGGGCCGUCCGUCAGUUCAACUUGACUGGCAUCAACCUGGCAGACUGGAAGAUUUCAGGAGCCAUGCUAUGUAACCUUACCCUUGAUGACUUCAAGGCUCGUGUCCCUUAUGAUCCAGCUGACAUCUUCUGGACACACUUGGAGCUCUUACGGCGAUGCAAGUUCGUCGCUGUAAUGCAGAAUCCUAAAGAAGUAAUUAUAAAUGAUGAAUCACCGAAGGACAAGGAAAACGAGACCGAUAAAAAUAUCAUGAGAGGCAGAGAGAAGAAGACCAAAACUGCUGUAAAAACUGCAGUUAUAAUGGAACAGAAUGCAUCACCCACGUCAAGUGCAUGGGCUCUAAGAUCUGGUUCAGGUAAUAAUGGCCAGGUACAGCUGUGGCAGUUCCUGUUGGACUUACUGACAGACAAGAACCACCGGGAGGUGAUCCAGUGGCUGGGAGCGGAGGGGGAGUUCAAACUGAUGAAUCCGGAGAGGGUAGCCCACCUGUGGGGUCUGCGGAAGAACAAACCGAGCAUGAACUACGAAAAACUGAGCCGAGCACUACGCUACUACUAUGACGGAGACAUGAUUGCCAAGGUUCAUGGCAAAAGGUUUGUUUACAAGUUUGUGUGUGACUUAAAGCAGCUUCUGGGCUACUCAGCAUUUGAACUGAAUCGCCUCGUCAUAGAAGCAGAAAUGAGAUCACAGAAUGCUGCACAUGACCCUCUCCAACACAGUAUUUUUGGAAAUAGAAAUAUUAGUCAACUAUAAAAAUAUGUAAAAACAUUUUUGUAAAAAUAUAUUUUUAACGAAA